Molecule: messenger RNA, 930 nt
Organism: Fusarium verticillioides 7600
Lineage: Eukaryota; Fungi; Ascomycota; Sordariomycetes; Hypocreales; Nectriaceae
Exons: 2
Coding region: 48-626 (192 amino acids)
Biological process (GO): protein ubiquitination
Source: RefSeq, a predicted model, not a curated record
CCCAACACAGCUCUCUCAUCGCCGUUUGUUUUCCUGCUUUCUCGGGUAUGAUUCUAACGCUAAAUCCAGUUGCCCGAGAAAGCAAUGGCGAGCAUCAUAAACCCUCAGUCGUUUUUAUUAUUCUAGGCAUCAUCGCAUUUGGCCUUGUGCUGCUCGCACCCUUUAUUCUCUGCAGAAGGGGAUGUCACAGGCCAGAGCCCUAUCAACUUGGGGUCCCGGUGCCGCAAAGGGCAGGCAGAAUAUGCCUCACUCCGCACGCUUUGAGCUUGAUGCCGAUAACUUGCUAUCGAGAGACAGAAGCGGUUAGAGCUGAUACUUCGAAGCAAGUCGUCAACCCCCUGGGACAAACGAGCCUGCCAAGCUGUCUCAUCUGCAUCAGUGAGUUUAGACAAGGUGCCCAGGCUCGCUCGUUACCAUGCGGUCAUCGCUUCCAUCCCAGAUGUAUUGACCCAUGGCUACUGGAGCGGUCGAUAAACUGCCCAGUUUGUCGUGCAAAUGUUGCAGACGCUCUUGUCUAUAAACCCGCAUGUGAUCUACCCCCAGCACCUCGUCGAAUACUCAGCCGUAGACCAAUAGUUAAGUUCACACUUCUCACUGGAUUAUUGUGCAACCUAACAGAACACUAGGCUAUCUCGGAGCUUCUUCCCAUCGCAAGAAUUCCAACUAUUCAGUCUCGCGGCCCAGGUACUGCCGUUCCUGCUCGGCCGCUUCAACUUCAGGAACCACCGCUGCCGGUGACGUUGGAGGCCUCGUGUCAAAUUGGCUCCUCGGGUCGUUAGAAUACGAAACAAAAGGUUUUGGGUUGGGGAUGCUCCAUAAUCUACAACAGGCAAAACAGGGACAUUAUUCUUUCUUGUUUGCUAAAACGUACAACAGUUUUUCGAAUUUAACUUUUCUUUUACAUCACCAUAACCUUCCCAUUCUAUGAAG